GCACACCUCGAGAGGGGAAGGAGCUGGAGGGGAGGCCAGGCCACACCAAGUCACACCCAAAAACUCAGUUAACUCAAGACUUCGAGCAGAGCAAGGAUGUCGAAAGGACCAGCAGUCGGCAUUGAUCUGGGAACCACAUACUCCUGUGUGGGCAUCUUCCAGCAUGGAAAAGUGGAAAUCAUCGCCAAUGACCAAGGAAACAGGACCACGCCCAGCUACGUGGCAUUCACAGACACCGAGCGUCUGAUCGGAGACGCCGCCAAGAACCAAGUCGCCAUGAACCCCGCCAACACUGUAUUUGAUGCCAAGCGUCUGAUUGGCCGCAAGUUUGAUGACCCGGUGGUGCAGUCGGACAUGAAGCACUGGCCCUUCAAGGUUGUGAACGAAUCAACCAAGCCAAAGAUGGAGGUGGAAUACAAGGGCGAGAUCAAAACCUUCUUCCCGGAGGAGAUUUCCUCCAUGGUCCUCACUAAGAUGAAGGAGAUCUCCGAGGCCUACCUCGGCAAGCCAGUGAACAACGCAGUGAUUACAGUCCCCGCCUACUUCAACGAUUCUCAGCGUCAAGCCACCAAAGAUGCUGGAACCAUUUCUGGGCUCAAUGUUCUUCGGAUCAUAAAUGAGCCCACCGCUGCGGCCAUCGCUUAUGGCCUGGACAAGAAGGUCGGGGGAGAGCGUAACGUGCUGAUCUUUGACCUUGGAGGUGGUACUUUCGACGUUUCCAUUCUCACCAUUGAGGACGGCAUCUUUGAGGUCAAGUCCACGGCUGGUGACACGCACCUGGGGGGUGAAGACUUUGACAACAGAAUGGUGAACCACUUCAUCAAUGAGUUCAAGCGCAAAUUCAAGAAAGAGAUCAACAACAACAAGCGUGCGGUCCGUCGCCUGCGUACGGCCUGUGAGCGAGCCAAGCGUACCCUCUCCAGCAGCACCCAGGCCAGCAUUGAGAUCGACUCGCUCUUCGAAGGAAUCGACUUCUACACCUCCAUCACCAGGGCACGUUUUGAGGAGCUCAACGCCGACCUGUUCCGUGGAACUCUGGAGCCUGUAGAGAAGUCGCUGAGGGACGCCAAGAUGGACAAGGCCCAGAUCCACGACAUCGUCUUGGUGGGUGGCUCCACCCGUAUUCCCAAGAUUCAGAAGCUUCUGCAGGACUUCUUUAAUGGCCGUGACCUCAACAAGAGCAUCAACCCUGAUGAGGCUGUAGCCUACGGUGCAGCCGUGCAGGCGGCCAUCUUGGCUGGGGACAAGUCUGAGAACGUUCAGGACCUGCUCCUGCUGGAUGUCACUCCUCUGUCGCUGGGGAUCGAGACCGCCGGAGGGGUCAUGACUGUGCUUAUCAAAAGAAACACCACCAUUCCCACAAAGCAAACUCAAACUUUCACCACCUACUCCGACAACCAGCCUGGAGUCCUGAUUCAGGUUUAUGAAGGUGAAAGAGCUAUGACCAAGGACAACAAUAUCCUGGGCAAGUUUGAGCUGACGGGUAUUCCACCGGCCCCAAGAGGCGUCCCUCAGAUUGAGGUGACAUUUGACAUUGACGCCAAUGGAAUUCUCAACGUGUCCGCUGUGGACAAAAGCACUGGAAAGGAGAACAAGAUCACCAUUACCAAUGACAAAGGGCGACUGAGCAAGGAGGACAUCGAGCGGAUGGUGCAGGAGGCUGAGCAGUUCAGAGCAGAAGAUGAAGUCCAGAGAGACAAAGUCACUGCCAAGAAUUCCCUCGAGUCCCUGGCGUUCAACAUGAAGAGCACCGUGGAAGAUGAGAAGCUCCAAGAUAAGAUCAGCCCCGAGGACAAGAAGACCAUCGUGGACAAGUGCAAUGAUGUCAUUGCCUGGCUGGACAAGAACCAGACGGCGGAGAAAGACGAGUACGAUCACCAGCAGAAGGAACUUGAGAAGGUGUGCAACCCAAUUAUCUCCAAACUCUACCAAGGGGGAAUGCCAGGGGGGAUGCCUGGAGGCAUGCCAGGAGGAAUGCCCGGUGGAUUCCCUGGGGGUGCAGGGGGCGGCUCCUCAUCCGGCCCAACCAUCGAGGAGGUUGACUAAGCUUCAGACAACUCCCUCUUAAUGUCUUCUCUUCCUUUAAAAUCUGAUGGUUCUCAGUUAAA
Synchiropus splendidus (mandarinfish) is the source of this 2108-nucleotide messenger RNA. RefSeq names its product heat shock cognate 70 (gene hsc70). The transcript has 9 exons. Gene Ontology annotation, cellular component: plasma membrane; cytosol; cytoplasm. NCBI's taxonomy places the organism in Eukaryota, Metazoa, Chordata, Actinopteri, Syngnathiformes, Callionymidae. The record is from RefSeq and is a predicted model, not a curated record. Gene Ontology annotation, biological process: cellular response to unfolded protein; vesicle-mediated transport; protein refolding. Gene Ontology annotation, molecular function: misfolded protein binding; ATP hydrolysis activity; ATP-dependent protein folding chaperone. Bases 97 to 2046 code for a protein of 649 amino acids.